Messenger RNA from Vanessa tameamea, 1411 nucleotides. Its product is annotated as S-formylglutathione hydrolase. The coding region runs from base 168 to 1031 and encodes 287 amino acids. The transcript is spliced from 5 exons. Gene Ontology annotation, molecular function: S-formylglutathione hydrolase activity. Lineage: Eukaryota; Metazoa; Arthropoda; Insecta; Lepidoptera; Nymphalidae. Gene Ontology annotation, cellular component: cytosol. The record is from RefSeq and is a predicted model, not a curated record. Gene Ontology annotation, biological process: formaldehyde catabolic process.
CUCUCAGCUCGAAUUGAAAACGUCAAACACCUCGCCGGGCCGGUUACACUGAUUAACAAAAAUAUCUUUUAUGUCUAGGAGCGUAGUGAAACUUAAACGUUAAUUUUGUGUUUGCAGAAAAGAUAAACAUUAAUAAAUUUACAAGAAGUAUUGUAAAGCAUCUAAAAAUGGAAGGGCUAGAAUUAGUAUCAUCAAACAAGAUAUUUGGAGGGUUUCAAAAGGUGUACUCCCAUCAAUCAACCGAAUUGCAAUGCAAAAUGAACUUCUCAAUCUAUAUGCCACCUCAAGCUGAAGGUGGUGAUGUUAAGUUGCCAGUUAUCUAUUAUCUCUCUGGACUUACUUGCAAUGAACAAAAUUUUAUUACAAAGUCAGGUUUCCAAAGGUAUGCGGCUGAAAAUGGCAUUAUUGUUGUUGGACCUGAUACAUCUCCGAGAGGUGUUAAAGUUCCCGGUGAUGAUGAAUCCUGGGAUUUUGGUGUGUCAGCCGGUUUUUACCUGGAUGCUGCAAAAGAUCCGUGGUCCAAAAAUUACAGAAUGGGCAGCUACUUGACUAAGGAAUUGUAUGACCUUAUCCUUCAGGCAUUUAGUAACAAUGUUGAUCCUACUAGAAUUGGGAUAAUGGGACACAGUAUGGGAGGACAUGGAGCUUUGGUGUCUGUAUUAAGAAACCCUGGCCUAUAUAAAUCAGUCAGUGCAUUUGCACCAAUAUGUAACCCUACUAAAUGUCCAUGGGGUGAGAAGGCUUUUACUGGUUAUUUAGGUGAAGAUAAAAGCCAAUGGGUAGAAUGGGAUGCAACUGAACUUGUUAAGAAAUAUGAUGGACCUCCGCUAACUUUGCUCAUUGACCAGGGUGCUGGUGACAAAUUUUACAUUGAGAAACAAUUGCUACCUGAAAACUUAGUGGAGGCUUGUCGCUCUGUUGGUGUACCAAUCAUUUUGAACCUACGUGAAGGCUAUGACCAUUCUUACUAUUACAUCUCUUCAUACAUUGGAGAGCAUUUUGAUUUUCAUGCUAAAAUACUUAAAGCUUAGAUUGAACUAACAAUGACUAAGAGCAUCAAAGCAUAGAUAUUACUAAUCAGUUAUUGGUUUUUGUUCUGUGUAAAUCUACAAAAGUACAAUAUGGGUUACCUAUGUUGGCUUGUUAGGCUGUCUGAGACGUCCAUGCAUAUAACACUUAAAAAUUAUCAUUGACUAUAAUUAAACUGUACCAUAUUUAUAUCACUAGCCUAACUAAUCAAUUGCAUGGUUUUUACAAAAAAUACUUCGUAGCCAUAUUGUAGUUUGUUAAGGCUACAGCCUAUUUUAAUAACAGAUUUAUAUAAUUUUUAUUUCCAUUUUGUACAUACAUAACUUUUUUUCUAUUAAAGGUGCAUUUAUAAAAUAUUUUUAUGAAUAAAAGUUUUUAUUAU